This is a messenger RNA of Acanthoscelides obtectus, 287 nucleotides long. NCBI's taxonomy places the organism in Eukaryota, Metazoa, Arthropoda, Insecta, Coleoptera, Chrysomelidae. The record is from the annotation of a GenBank genome assembly.
AUUGAGUUCUUGCGUCUAACAAUACAAUCUAAUAUGUAUUUAGCAACAUAAUGGCUAAAUUGACUGGAAGAUUAAGAAAUUGCCCUCCUUCAUCCAAAACCAAGUCAUCAACUGUUUGUUUUACUUUUACAGGUGGUGGAAGAAACCUAUUCAAGUAUUGGCUCUCAAGCACAUGUUCUGAAUACCAUUUAGUGUCUGGAAAAUCAGGAAGAUCUUGUUCACCUGCCCCAUCAUAUCUUUCGAGUUGGCUUUACAACAGUGAGUGCAAUCGUAACCGAAGUCUGUGA